Molecule: messenger RNA, 2772 nt
Organism: Plodia interpunctella (Indianmeal moth)
Lineage: Eukaryota; Metazoa; Arthropoda; Insecta; Lepidoptera; Pyralidae
Product: transmembrane protein 80-like
Exons: 2
Coding region: 145-576 (143 amino acids)
Biological process (GO): non-motile cilium assembly
Cellular component (GO): ciliary transition zone
Source: RefSeq, a predicted model, not a curated record
UGUGAGGAGGGUUGGGGAGGGUUGGAGUUUUUCUGCUGUUGUUCUAUUUUUAAACGUAAAAAUAUUCAAUUAUCACCCUCGUUCAAUUUUUAAUUAUCCAGUUUACAGUUUUCUUCUAUAAUUUGUUUGAAUUAAUUUGCCGUCAUGGUUAACGCGAGCUUAGCAUACGAAAUAUUAAUGUAUAUAAAUUCUUUUUAUUUUGGUCUGUUUGCUACUUGUGAGCUCGGGACCCUAGUUCUUAAAUCGGCGGUGAUAACAAGUCUUUAUGAAGUGCAGAAAGAUCCCACGAAAAUUGGCCAAGAUUACGGUGUUUUAUUUGGACUAUUCGUUGUAGAAGCAACUCGUCUUAUAUUGGGACGAAAAGGCAGUUUAAGUGAAAGAGAUGUGCCAGUACUAAUAUCUGUGGUGCUGACAGUACCAUCGAUCCUGGGAGUCCUGUACCUUCUCAUCUGGCAGGUAGUGGUUCUCCGGAUAGAGUACAUCUGGUGCACCCUCAUGCUGACCAUACAGACUCUUGAGCUUGUGUUUGCUUCAAUGUUUGUUGUCACAAUGUGUAAAGGGCCUUCUUAUGCUUGAUCUUUUAUAUAAAAUUGAGCCAUGAAGUUUUAACACUAUUUGCUGUAACACACUGUCACUUCAUUAGAGAUUCAUAAGGUGUGUUUAUACCAAGCAUCUGGCAGUUCACUAAUAGCCUAGGCCAUAUUUUAUGGCUAGAGAGAGUGGAGAUAAUAUGAGCAAUUACUCAUCACAAUGUAGCGUAAAAUAAAGUCACCCUCUGUGUUUGUCUAUUUCUAAGCUUUCUUUUAAACCACACAAUAGAUUUUGAUGCAAUUUUCACAAAUAACUUGAUAAUUUAUUCAUGAAGGUUUAUAGACCAGAUGAAGCCCGGCCAGAUCUCUAGUUUGGUAUAAUAUAACACAUCAUGAUGCUGCACUCAGUGUGUUAAAGCUCUAGGGUUUUAUUCUAAAAUUACAAUGUCUGUCUUUUGUAGCUAUGUAUGAUUUUAGAAUGUCAGUAAAUAGAGUUUGCUGAUACAUAGCUAUGUGGAGAUGUUGUAAGAGAAACGACAAAGACCCAAAAUAUGUACUUAUUGCAAACUAGGAAUAGGUAAAAUGCAAAUAAUGUUCCUUUUUUGGAUUUUUUAUUGUCAUUAUUGUAAUGUCUAUGCUAGAAAUACUCUACCCUCUAUUAUUUUGUAUAAAAAUUUAAACUCAUGACAAAAGAUACAAUUUCACUUUUACAAACAAUAUUAUAGUCUGUCAUAAACAAAUUUUCUAAGUAUUUAUUAAUGUAAAAAAAAAUAUUUAUUUGUAUUGUCUACACAAAGUGUUGUGUAUUAAUAAUGGCACAAGUGCAUUUUAUUGUAAGCAUAUAUUUUUUAAUGCAGUUUUCUGCAAUUUAUUAUAAAAAACCUAUUUUAAAGUAAGUAACUAUUUAUUGCACAAAAUCAAUGAUCCAAAUUUUUGAAUUAGUCAACAUGAAAAAUAUGUAUAUUGUCAUUAAAAAUAGUAUUUGGGAAAUAUUCAUAAAUAAUUACGUUUUCUUUUACAUUAACUUCUUUAUUUAUAAAGUCUUGAGUCCCAUUUUCCAAAUAUCACUGGCUGGGACACAAAGCAACUGGUCGAAUUAACAAAGAAAAAAAGCGUUUAUUUGGUUAUGUAUAAAUAACAAAAUCGGUAUUAUAAAUCACAGUGAUUGAAAGUUUAUUGUUUGUCGAAAACGAUAAAAAAAUGCAUUUAGACAAACGUGCAUUCGAUUAUGACUCCAUAUAGGGUAGGUAGGAUCUUUCAGUUAAUUUAAAUGAUAUUAAACGUUCUGUCGGCCAAACGUUGACGGUCUAGUCUACAGUUCAUUCAGCUCUGUGAAAAAAGUGUUCAUUCAGCCAGUUGCGUUCUGGCAAGUAUUAUUAGAAAAAAAUUACGGGACUCAACUCUAUUAAGAUUAACUAACAUUUAAAAAGUUAGAAAGGGUACUACUAUUUUCAACCAUACUGUUUUAUCAUUUGUUAAUAGUGGAAUCCAACCCGAAUAUGUAACACAAGUGAUAAUGUGGCCUUUAUAUAUAUUAUACAAUCAUGAUCAAAUUGUAUCUUCCAUUGUACUGUAGAAGAUUUAUGUGUAUUGUCCGUCUCCUUAUAUCAGGACCUCUUUAUAGUCUCAUAUACAAAAAUAGCCACAAUGGGCCAAUUGUUGAAAAUUAUAUAAACAAAAUAGGAGGUUCUGGUAUAAUGCAUUAUUUAAGUUAUUUUUGAUGUUCGGAGGAGAGUUGAAGGUGGGAGACCAGAGAGGGACACGAUGAAUCAACAGGUCUCUGUUCAAGUCACGAAGUCACCAGUUUGCCUAGAGAACUGAAAGUUCCUUUAUGUGAUUAUAAGUCACGUAUUUUUGCCUGAAUAUAUUGAUGUGUGUAGCUUAGGAUUGUUGUGUGUGAAAUAAUAUAAUGUAUAAAUCGUAUUAUAAUCCAUAGAUUUACCAAUUCUAUAACAAAAAAUCAAUACUAGUCAUUUUGAAGAAUCUUAAUUUAUCUUUUAUAACAAUGUUCUAGUCAAUAUCAUAAAUCCUUUUACAAAUUAUCGAAAUCGCACUCAUAAUCAGAAUAUUAUAUAUAUAUAUAUAUAUAUAUAUAUUAAUAUUAUACAUAUUACAGUAUUCCUCGCCAUUAUUGUGUCUUCAAUUUAGAUUUUUUUAUUAUAAGUAAUAACAACUUAAUGGAGAAUUAAAAAUAUACGUAUUUGUUUUUGUGGAUCAAUAUAAAUAUUAACAGUUGAAAUUA